Messenger RNA from Aspergillus heteromorphus CBS 117.55, 2483 nucleotides. RefSeq lists its product as uncharacterized. The record is from RefSeq and is a predicted model, not a curated record. The transcript has a single exon. NCBI's taxonomy places the organism in Eukaryota, Fungi, Ascomycota, Eurotiomycetes, Eurotiales, Aspergillaceae. The coding region runs from base 13 to 2319 and encodes 768 amino acids.
AACAGAGCCGGGAUGUCUCUACAGGAGCUUCAGGAGCUUCAGGAGCUGCGCCAGCGUGUUAAGGAAGAGCAGCGGCUACGAGAGGAAGAGCGGCGACUACGACAGCAAGCUGAAGAACAACUGCGGUAUCAGACUCAAAACACCACGCUUCCCGAAUUCCUAGAGGCCUGCCAUGCGCACUUAUUCCUCGGUUUGCACAUUUGCGAAGACAAAGGCUCGAUCACAAAGGGCAACCCCGCGAAUGCCGACCAUAAGAUUCGCCCCACCAGGAUUCGGGAGUGGAUCAACUUUCCGAAGGAGCAAAUUUCGAUAUGGGACGAUCUAAUGAAAACUGACUUUGUAACUGAACGCCACUUUACACCCUUGUUGGUAUUGAAAGAAUAUGGGAAGGAAGUCCGGGGGAGGAUGUUGGGCUCAGAGCUGGACUUGGGUUACUUCGAACGACACACGGUCGAGUCCCGUGUCUCUUCGGUAAUCAAGCAGCUACACGUGAACCCCCAACUUCGACAAACCUUCGGCCUGAAUGGAGACGUCAGUUUCGAGAACCACGCCAAUACGCUGACGGACGAUUCGGGUAUCUUGACAGAGAUGAACUCGCUGAGUCUGAGCCAGGUGCAACCGCGUCGCUCUGGUCGAUUAGCUGCAAAAUCAAGCAGCGUUCAGACCUCGACUCAACCACCAGAGACAAGUCAUAACAAAGCUACCCAGCCAAGGAAUUCGCGGCCUCGAGCGGACCAAUUUUGUGUUUAUAACAAGGGCAUGGAAGGAAAGGUCCCAGCCUUUAUCAUUGAGUAUAAGGCACCCCAUAAGGUCUCGCUUUCCCAUAUCAGAGCCGGACUGCAAGAUAUGGACCUCGAUGAUGUGGUUCGCUUACAGGAUGACGAAUCGCCAGAUAUUAUCUGUCGUCGUGUUGUGGCAGCAGUUAUCACCCAAACAUUCUCAUACAUGAUCCAUGCGGGCCUGGAAUACGGCUAUGUAUGCACCGGUGAAGCAUUUAUAUUUCUCCGUGUGCUUCAGGAUGAUCCUUCUACUGUAUACUACUACCUGUCGGUACCAGAAGAAGAUGUUGGUCCCGUGACAUGGACGGGCAAUCCUCAUGAUGAUAACCGGCUGCAUCUGACCGCUCUAGGUCAGGUACUGGCUUUCACUCUCCGCGCCUUACGAGUACCGACUCGAGACAUCGCUUGGACAAAUCGGGCCGUCCGCAGCUUGAAGACCUGGGUCAUGGUGUAUGAUAUCCUUCUAGACAAAAUAUUAGAGAAGGAUAUUCCCUCUUCUGCCUUUAAAUCACCGACAGGGAGUCGAAACGAAUACUGCCGUGUGUCUCCGGUGAAAAUAAGAUCAAAGGCUGCUGCUGUUGCGUCCUGUAAUUCUUCGCAGGACGCCAGCCUUCUGGAUCAUGAUGAUGAUGAUGAUGAUGAUGAUGCCGGCGAUGACUUUGAUUCUAACACCCCUAGUCGACCUCCACGAGAGCGCCGCCUCGCUCACCCGCCAGAACCCCGUUCUGUAGCAACACGGGCAUUGCCCCAAGAUUCAUCCUCCAAAGGCAAGUCUCGGCAAUAUUGCACUCAGCGGUGUCUUCGCGGCUUGAUCAAGGGAGGACUGCUGGAUCGGCAAUGUCCUAAUGUAUCGGAUCAUGGGCUGGACCGACAUCGACUGACCCGCACGACACUUAUCCGUCGGUUGGACCGGCAGUUCUUCGGCAAUGAGCAACAGCUAACGCAACUGGGGUGCGAGUCGCUGCAUGUUCAUGGAAGCCGCGGGGCACUUUUCAAAAUCACCCUGUGGUCCCACGGGUACACUUUUGUGGGAAAAGGCACGCCGGUCGAGUUUGUGGCAGGCUCGAAGCAUGAGGAGUCUAUUUAUACACAUCUCACUCCAAUCCAAGGAGUAUACGUGCCCGUGCUCCUUGGCAGCCUGCGACUUCGUCACCCAUUCUCCUAUGACGGUAUUGCCGCUAUCGUCCAUCUCAUGUUUAUGAGCUACGUCGGAAUAACCCUUGAAAAACGCCAUGAUCUAGAUGAUCGCCAACUAAUUCAGCAAGCGGAGAGAUCCUUAGAGGCGAUUCACAAUCUGAACGUGCUUCAGUGUGAUCCGAUGCCUCGCAACAUGGCCCAAGAAGAUGGCCGAAUGAUGUUCAUUGAUUUUGAGCGAGCAACGCUGGAACCCCGACGAAUGCCACUUCGGGGUAUUUCGCCUAAUCGAGAACGGAAGCGGGAGACGUCUCUCCAGGAGAAAAGCCCAGCCAAGCACAAUCAUGAUGACUGUUUUGAGCGCGAGAAGCGAUGCAUGAGAGGUGGAUUAUGGCAAUGGCCGUGAUAAUGACUAUGAUAACGACUCUAUUUUCUCACUCUUUAACUACGCAGGAGGCUGUUGCUUAUUUAGCCGCAUAAUCAUUCCAUACGACAGCGAUUCCAAACUUGAUAUAGCCGUGAAGAAGUAGCGCAAUAGCCAGGAAACGUUGGAAAAAUGAAGACCACUUU